AUCAGCUCUGUAUUCAGGUUUUCCUCUUAGACAGCUCAUGAAUUUGAACAUUUAUUCACAUUUUUGAUAUUUUAUAAUUUUUGAUAUUAACAGAAGUCAUAGCAAGGACUAAAUUAUAUUCACACAAUCAACUUUUUGAUUAGAAGUGAAAAUCUACAACAGCCAUGUUGUUGGCAGAAGCUGGAUGUUUGUUUCUGGGAUUCAUUCUGUGUCUGUCAGGUGGUCAGGGAAAACCAAACAGCAUCUGUGCCUUGAAAGGUUCAUCAGUGAAUCUGCCCUGCUCACAUCAACAUCCCACUGCAAGAAAUAGCUGGUACACUGGACACUGGACUGUCUCCAAGAUAAUGUUCUCAGCAGAUGAAACACAUGUAAAGUACAGCAUGUCAGCAGAGAGUAAUUUCACUCUAACAAUCAAUAAUCUAACAGAGAGAGAUGCAAAUUUUUACUGUUGCAUUAAAACUGCUGACACAUCAAAGUGUCAACAAAGUGGAAUUCAUCUCCAAGUUACAGAGCUGCAGGUAAAGGUGAUUCCUGCCACACAGGGACAGACAGUAACACUGAUGUGCAGCAGCAGCUGUCCUCUGACUGAAAAGCCUGCAGCCUACAUCUGGUACAAGAACAGAGAGUUUCUCUAUGAGGACUGGUCUCCCUGGUACCAAGAGCUGCUCAGCAGUGAGGAAGCAGUCACAUACUCCUGUGCUGUCAAAGGCUACGAGGAUCUCAGAGCCCCUGAAGUCUCUGUGGAUUCCAUCACACAGACCUGCUUCAGUGUGACCUAUGCUAAAGGGAGAAUGUGUUCUUCUCAGCAGACAUCAGUGGACGAGUCCUGCUCCAUCACAUAUCCCAGAGAAAUUCAUGUCCAGAGGACUCCUGCUGAACACAAAGAUCACAUCAGACUGACCUGUAACAGCAGCUGUUUUCUGACUGACCCUCUGAUUUCCUUUGUGUGGUAUGAGAACAGAAAGCCUACACUGAAGGAGGGAAAACAGAUUCAGGUUCCCCGCUCUCAAACAGACAGUUUGUCUUGUGCUGUAAAAGGUCUUGAGGAUGUGCGCUCUGCUGACGUCUGUGUAAAUGGUUCCUGCUGGAGUUUGAAUUAUGUCCACAGCAGAAUCUGUGCUCUGGAAGGAUCUUCCGUCAACAUCUCCUGUAAAUACUCACAUCCUGACUAUGAGCAGAUACAGUCUAAAUGUUGGUAUAAAGUCAAGAGAGAAGCUGAACAGCUGACUGAGGAUGCAGAUCAUGUGGAGUAUGAUGACAGCAUGAAGAACCAACACAUCCUCAGAUUAAAGAAGCUGAAGAGAGAUGACUCAGCAGAAUACAGGUUCACCAUCACAGCAGAAAAUGAAGAAGUGAAACAGUCUGAUUUUCCUGGAGUUACUCUGAUUGUCACAGAGCUGAGAGUGAAGAUGAGCCCUUCUGCAGUGGUGACAGAGGGUCAGAGAGUCACACUGACCUGCAGUACCAGCUGUCCUCUGACUGACAACACAAACUACAUUUGGUACUUGAACAGUCGACCUCUGACCCCGAGAGAGAACCAGAACAAACAUCUGAUCCUAGACCCAGUCAGCAGGGAGGAUGCAGGAAGCUACUCCUGUGCUGUGAAAACCAACAAAGAUAUCAGCUCUGCUCCAAAGACUCUCACUGUCCAAAGUAUCACAGGAACAUGGACACCAGCAGCUGCAGGAGUUUCUGCAGCUCUGCUGCUUUUAAUACUUCUCACUGUCUUCUGUUUGAUCAGAAAAAAGAGGCCUUGCAGCAAUUGUUCAGGAAAUGAAAUAAUGGAGAACUCCACGUAUGAAAGCUUCUCAGCUCCGCUGCCAGAGGAGGAACCUAACUACAGUGAAAUCUGCUUGUCCAAGAACAAAACAGAGACUAUUUACUCCACUGUUCAGCCAUUUCAACCACAAGAGCAGGACCAUCACCCCUAUAAUGUUGUGGACUUGAGAAACAAGACUGCUCCUAAGCUCAAUGACCAGGCUGUGGACACCUAGAAACUUUACAACACAUCAACCUAAAGAAGAUAAAAUAUAACAAGACAUCUGGCUGUACAGGAUUUGAGUGUAUUUGUUGAGAUGUUGGCUUUUUUUUUUUUUUUUUUUUUGAUGAGUAUUUACGUGUUGUGGGCGCUCUUGACAGCAUUAAUGGAUACGCUUAUAGGAAUUGAAACUAAGUGACUAGGAAGGCUUAGCAGCUCUUGAUCUUGAGACGCUCACUCUCAGGCUCUGCCUCACACCAAAUACGAGGAAGCCUCAAAACCAGUGCUUUUUGAAUAGUGUGUAAUUAAAACCACUAGUCUUUCACACAUUACAAAAUCUCAGUUAAGUCUUGGAAUUUUCCACUGAAUACAUAACACAUUUGAACCGUUUCCCAAAAAUGUGCCAUUUUAGGAGUUAUUACUUUUUAGUAUCAAACUGGGAGUCUUAUUUAACCUAUUAUAACUAUCAUCUACUGUUUUAAUCAAAACUGUUGACUAGCAGGUUUGCAAGUCAGAGAUGUUUUGCCCGGUUAUGGUUAUGUUAUGCAACCAAGUUACUCUUGUAGACUUUUAGCCAUUGCAGAGACACUACAGAAGAGAGAGACUGGUUACUCCAAGACUGGAGAGUUGACAACAGGAUAAGAGGUCAUAGAAACACAACUUCCAGGUGGGGGAAAGAGGUGUCCAACUCCAGUCCUCGAGAGCUACUGUCCUGCAGCUUUUAGAUGCGUCCUUGUUCUGACACACCUGAAUCAAAUGAAUGGCUUGUUACCAGGCCUUUGCCAAACUUGAUGGCAUGCUGAAGAGGUAAUCCAAUCAUUUGACAACUGUAUUGGAAUAGGGAUGCAUCUAAAAGCUACAGGAGAGUAGCUCUCGAGGACUGGAGUUGGACACACCUGAUUUAGAGAUUCAUAAAUGACUUCACAAGUUCCCAGAUGCAAUUCUGUCAAGUUUACAGACUUGCUAGAAGCAUUCUGGAGCAAGUUAAUGAUAACGAAAAUAAAUUCUCAACCAACAUGAAACAUCUGCCGUCAGAUGACAUAUACCCAGUUAAUUGGAUAUUUUAAUAAAAUAUAGUAUUUAGUAAGUAAUUCUUUUUUCAACUUUUUAUUUUAUUUAGGCUACAGUUAUAAAUUUUACGUUUUAAUAAGCUGGCGUCCCUAUGAUGCCUUGUCUACUUUUAUUGUUACACAUAGUAUGUUUUAUAAUAUCCAAAGGUUCUCAUGUGUUUUCAGUAUUUACCAUAAUCAUGUGCAUUAUGUUAUCUUUUUUUUGGUUUGUAAUAUGACUACUUUUGAAAAUAUAUGUAAUUUGACAUGUACAUUAUCAUUACAAUUAAUGUCCAAGGUUUUUCACUUUUGUGUCUACUUCUGUCUUUAUAAAAGUUGAGUUAA
Molecule: messenger RNA, 3372 nt
Organism: Oreochromis aureus
Lineage: Eukaryota; Metazoa; Chordata; Actinopteri; Cichliformes; Cichlidae
Product: B-cell receptor CD22-like
Exons: 10
Coding region: 165-1994 (609 amino acids)
Source: RefSeq, a predicted model, not a curated record